GAAGAGAAAACAGGGAGGUGAUCAGUGCUAAAACUCUUCUGAAAUUUUUAACUUUAUAUUCUACAUAAACUUCAGUUUAUUCCGGCACAUUCAUCAGAUACUACUGUAUCAGAUCUACCUACUGUCAUACAGCUCUUCCUGGAAUAGAAAAGUGAUUGUAUCUAAAGGAGAAGGGGACACUGACAGCUGUCAUGGCCAAUCGGGGAGCAGCAACCCGGCCCAACGGCCCCAAUGCUGGCAAUAAGAUCUGCCAGUUUAAACUAGUCCUGCUGGGAGAGUCUGCUGUUGGCAAGUCCAGUCUUGUCCUGCGUUUUGUCAAAGGCCAGUUUCAUGAGUUUCAGGAGAGCACAAUAGGAGCUGCCUUCCUGACACAGACAGUGUGCUUGGAUGACACAACAGUGAAGUUUGAGAUCUGGGACACAGCUGGGCAGGAGCGCUACCACAGCUUGGCUCCCAUGUACUAUAGAGGUGCCCAGGCCGCUAUUGUUGUGUACGACAUCACCAAUGAAGAAUCAUUUGCAAGAGCAAAGAACUGGGUAAAAGAGCUCCAGAGGCAGGCCAGUCCAAACAUUGUCAUUGCUCUGUCUGGAAACAAGGCUGACCUUGCUAACAAGAGAGCAGUUGACUUCCAGGAAGCUCAAUCUUAUGCAGAUGAUAACAGUUUGCUGUUCAUGGAGACAUCAGCCAAGACCUCUAUGAAUGUGAAUGAGAUUUUUAUGGCUAUUGCUAAAAGGUUGCCUAAGGCUGAGCCCCAGGCUGCUGGACCCAACAGUGGACGCGGUCGGGGAGUGGACCUUACCGAGACAGCCCCGCCAACAAAGGCUGCCUGCUGCAGCAACUAAUGCAAAACAUCUCACCCAAACUCUGUUACAGCAGUGACUAAUGAAAGGCCUUGUCCCUCCCCAAAACUCAGUUAUGACAGUAACUAAUGAAAUGCCCAGCUUUGUUUCCCUUUAGUACUUGUUGGUCAACAAUUACAAACGCUUUGUUCAGUCCUUUUGUUUUUUAACUACUUUAUUUUCCGAUGAUUACGUCCUGUGUACAUGUUACAAUCUGCUUUCUGAAGUGCUCAUCAGAAAAAAAAUUUCAGUUAACUUUACGCAAUGGGGCAAUGCUUUGGCUAGAAUCUACCGGUCUAUUGUUUAAGACUCUAAUCUGGAGAUCUCAGACAAGAUCUUUUUUUUUUCUGUUUUCAUUUCCACCUUUUUUAUUAUCAUUGUACUUUUGCAGAAUAAUGGAUGCCCGUUUCACUACAAGGCCCAAACAUAUAUCAAAGUUUUAACCUUCUCUAAUGGCACAAGAGAGUGAGGGUGAGAAUAAAUUCCCCUUACUGAUCCUUCUUGCAGCACAUUUCUUUGUGGCCCUCCGCUGCUUCUACAUGCCCCCAGUAUCAUUGUGCAAUAGCUGACUGCCCAUGUAUUUUGACUGUACUGCCUGUAAAUACACCAACAAAAUAUUCACACACAUACACAAACACCCAUCUGGCCUUAACAGUGAUGAUUCUGUCCCCACUCUCUGCCCCUAUUCAGCCCUUACACUUCGGUCAGUUCUUUGUCAGGCACAGUUUGUGCCAGCCAGCUUGCAUGUUUGAGCGUACAUAGGGGUCUACACUGUUCAACUGCACUUGCAAGAAUAAGGUGAUUUGCACCCUUUUUAUUAGCUUUUACACACAUUCACAUUUAAACAGUCAUCUUUGAUCAGGUUUUAACACACCCAGGUGUUUUUUUUUUAUUUUAUGCCUUGCACUAAUUUUGUUUAUGAAUAUAUCUGAUAUAUAUAUACAGGGUGGGCCAUUAAUAUGGAUACACCUAAAUAAAAUGGGAAUGGUUGGUGAUAUUAACUUCCUGUUUGUGGCACAUUAGUAUAUGGGAGGGGGAAAACUUUUCAAGAUG
Trichomycterus rosablanca is the source of this 1892-nucleotide messenger RNA. RefSeq names its product RAB5A, member RAS oncogene family, a (gene rab5aa). The coding region runs from base 192 to 842 and encodes 216 amino acids. Lineage: Eukaryota; Metazoa; Chordata; Actinopteri; Siluriformes; Trichomycteridae. Gene Ontology annotation, cellular component: endosome; Golgi apparatus. The transcript has 6 exons. Gene Ontology annotation, molecular function: GTPase activity; GTP binding. The record is from RefSeq and is a predicted model, not a curated record.